UUGGCAGUGACAAGAGCUCCAAUGUCGUGUGUCAAAUCAACAUCAUCAUAGACAAGAGAAAGGCUCACUGUUGAUCAUAAACUUGUCUACAGGUCUAGCUGAGCGGAGCCGUGACAGACGUUGUUCUGAGAAGCAGCUGAAGAAACAUCUAACAUUACUAACAAGCGUGAUCUAACUGCAAAGAGAAGGGGGCACACCAGAAGCCUAAAUCUGCCAUCAACUUUUCGCCCCGCAGCCAAAAGUAAGGUGAGUAGGUCCGGGGUUGGAAAACUGGUACGGCCCCUUAUGAGCAACAUUUCCAUCGCAUCCACCAAUGACUCAAACCUUUGCUCUUGAGUUGACAGCCGCCCUCGCAUACCAUUGACCAGAAGAGGAACAGGUUGCUCUUUCAUUAAAGAAAGUCAGGCUCCACCAACAUCGGAAACAGACUAGAGCUGGAACCACAAAGUCUAUCAUGUUUUUGGGCAGAACCGUACCCUAUCGCACUGAAUCGUGAAUUCCUUCGGUGCCAUAUUAUUGACUUACUACUUUACUUUUUUCGGCCUGUUAUCUUAAGGUGUCUAGGGAAGAAACAAGCGUCAUUCUCUAGUUUGUUAAAGAUCUAUUGCCUGGUGCAUGGUUGCAUGGUUGUAUUGUUUUUGUUUAAUGCUUCUCUGGCCCCAUCUAUCCAUCUUUUCCAUCGUUUUAGUGGGACUGCGUUGAUUAUAGGCCUACUGUACGACCAGAGCUGAGUCAUGAAGAAAAGAAAAGACGGAGAGAGAAAAAUGAACAAGUUAGCCCAGAGCGUCGUGUACUAUGCGGAGAACGAACUACCACCCGGUCCAGGCUGCAACGUGCGUAUCUCAGAACUGAUGCCGAGAGCCGCCAGGGUAGGUCGCUUGAAGUGGAAGAGUAAGGCCCAUGAGUCACAGAGGCGGGAAUAUUAUCGCGAUGAUGGGAAAUCGGCGCUGCCUUCUUUGCCGCGUCAGCUGACGACAGCCGUGACGUCACGGAAACCUGGUCACGUGGUGUCUUCUAGGCGCGGGGUUGUGGAAAAGACGGGGGAGCUUCUAACUGGUCAGUCGUCAUCCUGUAGCUCCAGCGCUACUGUCGUGAGGUACAGGGGUUCUAAUCCCACAGCAAGCGCAGAGAGCUGCCAGUUCCCCGCCGUCAACGACGCUGCCUUGAGAGGGAAGGCCAGGGUCAAGGCUAGAGAUAGUUGUGUCCGCACGGACGUCGGGCUGGGGUCAGUGGCCGCGAGUUUUAUCUCUGCGACCACCCACCACCAGGGAGCGAUGGUCUCAGCUGCGGCCACCCACCACCAGUCUAAGGCCACCCACCAAAAGGGGGCACCUGUUUCUGCACCCACCCACGACCAGCUUGCGGCCAUCCACGAUCAGGGAGCCGGGAUCUCGUCGGUCGGCGUGAGGCCAAUAUCGGUGAGUGUGGCGGGCAACGCAGCGUCCUGUUGUCGCAAACGACACAACAAACAACGCAAACGGGGGUGUGGUAGUGGUGGUGGUGGUGGUAGUCACAGUUAUAGUGGAUGUAGUGGUUGUGAGAGUCACAGCCAGGUGUCACUGGUGAGUCACACGGCUGGCAUCACCACAGACACAGAUUCCUGCCGCAAACGUCACCACCGUCGUCACAUUAAACGUGGCAUCUGCCAUAAACGUCACCAUCGUCAAAAACGUGACUCGUGUAACAAACGUGACAUCUGUCACACGAGAGGACUGCCCACCGUAGGCACAUCUAGGGCGGUCACAGGCAGCUUCAAGACGACCAACCUCACCCUGUCCCCGGACCUGGGAUGUGCUGCAGCCGUCAGAAAGAAGAUAGUUCCUGCGUCAACAACGGCAACAACUACAGGGAUAACUUCUACGACUUCUACUACUAUAACUGCAACAACUUCCUCCAACACCGGCGCGAGACUGAUCCAGCCUCCAGCUUUUUCCUGUAACGAUAACAAGGCCGGGGGUUCUGUCCAUAUGAGGCCCAGUUCUGCACGAGUCAAGCGCCUGACUUCUGCUUCAUCAAUGGCGCCCGUCUCCACCUCGUCCAUGGCCUCUGUUCCCGCCUCGCUGCGCUCGCACAAGCCGUCCAGACGAUAUAGGAAGUGUAGGAAGCCCGGCUGUGUGUCGGUGGCCAGAACCGUUACUGUGUCCUCGUCGGUGCACCCGCCCGCACAGUCCGCAGGGAGACCAAUCGGGCGAGGGGUGUCUGCGUCAUCUCCCGUGCGUGACGUCAUCGGUGGUAUGACUACCCAGCCCUCGGCUCACUCCCACAGCCCUGUGAGAGCUACCAUCACCAGCACCGCGAAGGACUUGAGGUCAAAGGUGAAAAACGCGGCUGGGGGGAAGGACAAGCCUUCUAGCCUCGACCAUACCAGCCAUGUCGCCCCCUACACCUCCCCGCCCACACCUCGCAGUCGUCAUGGCAACACAAAGGCGCCAACACGCCCCGUCGCUCGCGCGCUGUCGCAGAAGAGCUGCGGCUUGAAGAGGCGGGCGGACACUAAGGUCAGCUCGGUGGGGUUGCGGCCGGUCGGGGCCGGGGCUGGGGGUGUGGUCACGGGGAUACACGCCCACCAAGAGAACAGUCUGAACUGGUCCAGUCCGCACAAACAGGCGGAGAAUCCAGGCCACUACGAGGACACGGAAGAAGUCCAGGUGGAGCUGAGGAAACACUGGACUCUGGGCCAAAGUCUGGCGGAGGACAUCGAAGCUGUGAAGGUGGAGAACCACCACAGGCAGCAGCAGCACAAGAGCAGCAAGAAGAUCAGCAGCAGCAGUGGUGGUAACAAGAAGCGGAUCGUUCGCUGCUCGGUGGCCAGCGCUAACUCAGGCGGCAAGCCAAACUCAAACACCCUUGGGCCCGCCCACCGAGACGUCAUCAAGGAAAAAGCACGUCUGUCGGCGGCCGCCGCCUUCCAGGGGAAAAUCCUCGCCGCGUCCCCCGCCGCGCGAGAAACCACCGCGCCUCCGUCCCCCGCACCGGCACGGGCGCAGCAGCUGUUGUCCAGGACGGGGUCGCCGUCUACUGGUUCUAGUUCCCCCGGCGGGGGUGGAGGAGGAGGAGGAGGAGGCAGCAGUCACACGACGACACCACGCAGCUCCAAGUCCUUGGUGGAGGAGUUCCGGGCCAGACUGAGGCGCGGGAAGGGCAAGAAGUCCAUCUUCCCGUCCAGCGUGCCCGUGGUGAGCUACAAGACGCCCGACUCGCGCCGCCAGCCCAAGCUCCGCAACAUCCCGCAGACGUACCAACAGCUAGGCUUGGCCCCUCUCACUCGCAGCCCGUCCAGCGAGAACUAUUUCCCUAGGAUCGCCUCCGUCCUGCGCGCCGGGCAGCACAGGCAGCAGACCUUGGGGAUGAGGCCCAAGAAGCCGAUCAAGAAGCAGCACAAGGUCAAGGCCGGGGAAAAGGGCAAAGGUCAGCGAGCGGGUGGAAAGGCCAAGAGGAAAGAUUCUGAUAGAGAAGUAACAACUGCGACAACAACAACAUCAAUAACAAAGUGGAGGCGGAGGAGGGGAAGGAGAAGUGGUCAUAGGAGCAGCGGGUCUAGUCUGUUCUCGGGAGGCAAGCGGAGGAGGAAGAAUGGGACGGAGAAGAGAGGCAGCUGGGGGGAGCUGUCGCUUGAAAUGUCCUCCGGGCUGGGGCAACCUUUGCCCCUUGUGCCCGCACGAUCUUUGACCUCGGCGCGGGCACGACCUUUGACCUGUCUUCGGAGACAGGCAGUCGUGCGCGGUCAACUGGCCCUGAUGUUCCCUGUGACUGCCUCCAUGACUGACAUGGUUGCGGCGUUCUGAGAGGGAGAGGGAAAACGUCUUCUCGCUAUUGUUCUUGUUCUUCUUCUUCCUCCUCCUCCUCAUCUUCUUC
Messenger RNA from Aplysia californica (California sea hare), 3855 nucleotides. RefSeq lists its product as uncharacterized. The coding region runs from base 735 to 3785 and encodes 1016 amino acids. The transcript has 2 exons. Lineage: Eukaryota; Metazoa; Mollusca; Gastropoda; Aplysiida; Aplysiidae. The record is from RefSeq and is a predicted model, not a curated record.